Orussus abietinus is the source of this 821-nucleotide messenger RNA. RefSeq lists its product as uncharacterized. The transcript is spliced from 3 exons. The record is from RefSeq and is a predicted model, not a curated record. Lineage: Eukaryota; Metazoa; Arthropoda; Insecta; Hymenoptera; Orussidae. Bases 141 to 617 code for a protein of 158 amino acids. Gene Ontology annotation, biological process: regulation of synaptic transmission, cholinergic; sleep; positive regulation of voltage-gated potassium channel activity.
CGCUAUAAUAGUCUAUGUCAUCGAAAGAAGCUGGGAGAAUACGCGCCCGAGCUCACGGAGCUCCACGGACCUCCGAAAAGAAGUUUCUUACGGUUUUGUGCGGAAAAAUCUCCAGGACAACCUGAAAAAAACACGCCGAAAUGGCGCGAGGGGACGCGGCCUGGACGCUCGCCAUUUUGGUUCUCGCAGCCUUAGCCACGAGGGGUUCGAGUUUACGAUGCUGGCAGUGCUCUUCGGACAUGAACUCCGUUUGCGGAGACCCAAUGAACAACACGGAACACCACAGUCUGUUCCAUACCCGGGACUGCGAAACGACCUUCGCCCAGCACCCCUACCCUUACGAAAAAGCAGUGUGUCGCAAGAUCGUGCAGCGAGUACACGGAGAACGCGUCAUCGUGAGAGCCUGUGCGAUUCCAAACCCUGACGAGAGGGACAUCGUCGACGGGCCCUGCACGCCGGUCGUGUCGGCCAGCUACAUCACGAUAGAGUCCUGUCACAUCUGCCGAACGGAUCUCUGCAAUUCGGCGACCAGCUUGUCCGGAUUAUCCGCCAAGGGAUUACUAGGAUUCGCCGCGAUCGGCCUGAUCCUCGCGAGCGCGGCCACGACGACGAGGUAGACCGGCCCGGUCGGACCCUUCGCCGCCGACCCUCCUAUAAAACUUAACGCAAGAAACCUAGUUCACCGGGAAUCCGUCCACGGCGCGUAGGGUAUGCGCAAAAGCUACGUUCGCAUCGGGGUACACCUUGCGAAAUGAAUAACGCCUCUGAGAUGUUUCUUCACCAGGUUCCAGGAUUAAAUCAGAAUCCGAUUUACUAACCCA